AUUAAAUGUAUUCCUAACCGUAAGAAAGAAACUGGUAGAACCAAAUCAACUCAGGAAAUCAAGGCCAUCACAUGCGGAUUACAAAUCUAAAUAGUAAUAGAACGUGAAGCAAUUGGAUACAUAUGCAAGUCAUUAGUCAUAGCACAUUUUCCCCCACAAAACCAACUCGAAAGAAGAAAAAUAUUGUUUGCUUUUCGUUUCGUGUCCACAAGCAUAAGCCCAAUCUUGCUGGCCAGGCUACCCUCUAAACAACAAUACAAAUCAUCACCCCCAUUCUCCGCUGCAGGUGCUCUGCUUCUUUCCUUGCUCUGUCUCUUUCUUUCCUUUCUUCCUUGUUCUUCCUCUGCUAUAAUCGUCAGGCAUACACCUCGCAGGGGGAGGGGGAGAGAGAGAGAGAGAGAGAGAGAGGAAUCCACAGUUUCUACACGCCACGCAAGAGAUAACAAACCUUAAAAAUACGUUAGGAGACGCCACAGAAAUUAAACAACGCUUAUGCAUAACGACGUCGUAGAGGUAGUGGCGAGAAACGGAGACACGGAGAUCCAAAAGUUGUUUCUCACUAAAUGCACGCAUACAACAGGAUACCGAGUAGCGGCCACACGACUCCGUCACCGCCACAAUCGCCGCUUCGUUCCCCGAGGUAUCGCCACGGGGGUAGCCGGUCCAAGCGCUUCACCCCGACGUCCCACCCACCUGGUCGGACCCUCGCACACCGCCUUGCUUGGCUUCUCCUUUCCGUAUUACUCCGCCGCCAGGGGAUUUUCCUCUUUGCCCCGCUUAUUUACAUCUCUGGAAUGCUUUUGUAUAUGGGAACGGUGUCGUUUGAUGUCGUCCCGAUUAUUAAGCACAAGCCUGCUCCUGGGUCCGUUUAUCGGAGUCCUCAGCUUUACGAGAAGCUCCGUCCUGAAAUGGAUGCGGAUAAUUCCUCUGCUGAUGCGCUAUCAACCAUAUGGAAAAACUCAUAUAAAGGGGGUGAAUGGAGAUCAUGUAUGAACAAGUCUUCAGGAGGAUUGCCUGAAUCAAAUGGUUACUUAUAUGUUGAGGCGAAUGGUGGCCUGAAUCAACAGAGGACAUCGAUAUGCAAUGCAGUUGCUGUGGCAGGCUAUCUAAAUGCAACACUUCUCAUCCCAAAUUUUCAUUAUCAUAGUAUCUGGAGAGAUCCCAGCAAAUUUAGUGACAUCUAUGAUAAAGAUUAUUUCAUCAGUACCUUGGAAAAUGAUGUACGGGUGGUAGAUAAGAUUCCUGAGUAUCUUAUGGAGCGUUUUGAUCAUAAUUUAACCAAUGUCUACAACUUCAGAGUGAAAGCGUGGUCAUCUGUUCAGUACUACAAGGAUGUUGUACUUCCAAGGCUAUUGGAGGAAAAGGUUAUAAGGAUUUCUCCUUUUGCAAAUCGAUUAUCAUUUGAUGCUCCUCCAGCUGUUCAACGUCUUAGAUGCCUGGCAAAUUAUGAAGCGUUGAGGUUUUCAAAUCCUAUAUUAAAUCUGGGAGAAGCUUUAGUGACAAGAAUGAAAGAACGCAGUGCAAACCAUGCUGGAAAGUAUGUUUCAGUGCAUCUUCGUUUUGAGGAGGACAUGGUUGCUUUCUCUUGCUGUGUAUUUGAUGGUGGAAAGCAAGAAGAAAAAGACAUGAUAGCAGCAAGAGAAAGAGGUUGGAAAGGGAAAUUUACAAAGCCUGGCCGUACCAUUCGUCCUGGAGCAAUCAGGCUCAAUGGGAAGUGCCCUCUUACUCCUUUAGAGGUAGGCCUGAUGCUCAGGGGAAUGGGUUUUGAUAAAAACACACAUAUAUAUUUAGCAUCCGGAAAGAUAUACAAUGCCGAAAAAUAUAUGGCCCCACUCAUGGAAAUGUUUCCAAAUUUGCUAACUAAAGAAAUGCUGGCAUCUGAGGAUGAGCUUGCUCCAUUUAAGAACUAUUCUUCCAGGAUGGCUGCAAUAGACUACACUGUUUGUCUUCACAGUGAGGUAUUUGUGACAACUCAAGGGGGUAACUUCCCUCAUUUUCUGAUGGGCCAUAGGAGAGUUUUGUAUGGUGGGCAUUCCAAGACAAUCCGGCCAGACAAGCGAAAGUUGGCUUUGCUCUUUGAUAAUCCAAAUAUUGGAUGGAAGAGUUUCAAGCGACAUAUGCUGAAUAUGCGGUCUCACAGUGAUUCCAAAGGAUUUGAACUCAAAAGGCCAAAUGAUUCCAUAUAUUCCUUUCCAUGCCCAGAUUGCAUGUGCCGUUUGAACAAGACAGAUUCUAGGUCAUUACUCAAAUGCUAUCUUGCUUCUGCCUGCCUUACCGUCACUUCAUCAAGAUUCAAGAGCUACCUCUCUGUUCGCUUGUUUUAGAUGUGAAAUUGGAUUUGCAAAGCCGUGUAUCAAUCCAUACAUGUUCAAAACUUGACUAAAA
This is a messenger RNA of Hevea brasiliensis (rubber tree), 2385 nucleotides long. Its product is annotated as protein ESMERALDA 1. The coding region runs from base 564 to 2324 and encodes 586 amino acids. The record is from RefSeq and is a predicted model, not a curated record. Lineage: Eukaryota; Viridiplantae; Streptophyta; Magnoliopsida; Malpighiales; Euphorbiaceae. The transcript has 11 exons.